CAGGCCCGGGGUUGGUGUUUGUAAACUUGUCUCAGUCCCGGCGGGGGCAGAGGUAACUACGGUGUUGGCACAGUGUGUUGGGGUCUGAAGGAGGCGUCGCACGGUGGGUGAGACAGCUGGAGGCUGCGCCUGGCAGGUUUCUGAAACAGAUUGUGAACUUCGUGAAGAGGAUUCAGUUGGAAAACCAAGACUGGCACACUCUUCAGACAAUAGGCAGGACCCAGGCAGAGUCCAGGAAUUCUUGGAUCAUCUAUCUUCUAUUUGGAGGACACUAAGUUUUAUUUGAAGACAAAGUUCAAUAUGGCAGCAGGACUGAAGGGACAUGAAGGAGUCGUUACAGUGAUUUGGUGACAGUUCCUCAAACAAAAGUUUUUUAAGGAAAGGUGGAUCAAGAAGCCCCUGAACUUUUGGGUUGCAUUAAGUGAGAAAUCAGCAUGGCUCAGGUGACCUGACACCUCAUCUCCUUUCAACUUAGGCAAGUCUCCUUGCUUGUGAAGGCCUAGCAGGUGUGAGUUUGGUUCCCACUGCAGCCAGCAAGAAGAUGAUGCUGAGCCAGAUUGCCAGCAAGCAGGCCGAGAAUGGAGAGCGGGCAGGUAGCCCUGAUGUGCUGAGGUGCUCAAGUCAGGGCCACCGAAAAGACAGCGAUAAAUCCCGGAACCGCAAAGAUGAAGACAGCUUGGCUGAGGCCUCUCAUUCAAAAAAGACUGUUAAAAAGGUGGUGGUAGUGGAACAAAAUGGUUCUUUUCAAGUAAAGAUUCCCAAAAAUUUUGUUUGUGAGCACUGCUUUGGAGCUUUUAGGAGCAGUUACCACCUCAAGAGGCACAUCCUUAUUCAUACUGGUGAGAAGCCAUUUGAGUGUGAUGUGUGUGAUAUGCGCUUUAUCCAGAAGUACCACCUGGAGCGUCACAAGCGUGUGCACAGUGGGGAAAAGCCCUACCAGUGUGAACGGUGUCAUCAGUGUUUUUCUCGGACAGAUCGAUUACUCAGACACAAACGGAUGUGCCAAGGGUGCCAGUCCAAGACUUCCGACGGGCAGUUUUCUCUAUAGGCGCAAGGGGUCCUGGGUGGUGGGAGUGAUCAGAAGAACCUACCGAAGAACGCAACCCCCUCUGGUCUGAUGGUCCCACCACCACCCCAUGUGUACCUGUCCCCUCCUGGAGGAGUGGACCCAGGAGACCAGAAGAGUGCACCAGGGGACGGCAGCCCCAGAGCCUGAGCUCUGUAAAUAAUCUGAGACUAUGAGUAUCUCGGGGAAGUUCCUGCAGCAUUCCUGGGUAGGAAAGCUAGUCCCUAGACCCUUGGCUGAGGUCAUAGGUGGGGGAUGCAAGGUACAGGACCAAGACUGAAGUGUGGUUCCCACAACCUUGGACUCCAUCUGGCAGCUAAAAUGGAAAAGAUUGGGAGAGAGGGAUUUGUA
Messenger RNA from Artibeus jamaicensis (Jamaican fruit-eating bat), 1417 nucleotides. RefSeq names its product zinc finger protein 740 (gene ZNF740). The record is from RefSeq and is a predicted model, not a curated record. NCBI's taxonomy places the organism in Eukaryota, Metazoa, Chordata, Mammalia, Chiroptera, Phyllostomidae. Gene Ontology annotation, molecular function: DNA-binding transcription factor activity, RNA polymerase II-specific; RNA polymerase II cis-regulatory region sequence-specific DNA binding. The transcript is spliced from 7 exons. Bases 542 to 1048 code for a protein of 168 amino acids. Gene Ontology annotation, cellular component: nucleus. Gene Ontology annotation, biological process: regulation of transcription by RNA polymerase II.